UUCAUCACAAACUAUUCUACUCCGGUAGGAUCCCUCAAAUCGUGUGACGGUGUUACUGUUCCGUUAACGGAUGCUGACGAGGAUGACACGUGAUCAUAUUAAACGACUGCGUUUUGGUCUAGGUGGUUUCUCAUUUGACAACAAGGCAAAACGACGUCGUUUUGUGCAAAUCAAAACGACGUCGUUUUAUAAUUUGGGGGUUUUUAGUCACGAUUUAGGAUCCUUCCUUCUCUUUGUCGGGGCAAAAUCGAGGGUUUGAGAGAUACUUGAGACGAGCGACAGAGGAGAUCCCAGCAACAGAGUGAGACGAAUUCUGAGUUGAAAAUGGGUGAGAGAGGGAUUCCAAAUCGAUGUAGAUGUGGAGAGGGUGUAGUUUUGAGGACAUCAAAGACUAUAAAAAAUCCAGGGAGACUCUUUUAUGCUUGUCGAUAUGGAGAGGAGAAUAGUCGUGGUCACUUGUUUAGGUGGACUGAUGAAACAAUGGUUGAAGAGAUGGAAGACAUAAUUCCGAAGAUUGAUGAACUUGAAAGAGCUUCAUUGACAUUACAAAAGGGUUUACAAGCUGAGAUGGAAACUCUUGCAAUGGAGACUCGUACAUGUGAAGCUGUUGUAUGCGGUUUAGAGAAGGAGCUUCGUGGUUUAGAGAAGGAGAUUCAAGGAUGCAAGAUAGAAUUGCGUGGUUUGAAGAACAUUCUUGUGUGUAUAGUGUUGAUGGUUCUUGUUUAUGUGUUUGUGUUGUAGUCAUUCUGAUUCUGGUUCUUAUUUGUGUUUGAUAUUAGUCAGACAUUGUAUUAUCUAAUGGGAAAUUAUGCAUUAACAAUGUUGAAAAGAAAAGAAAUUGACUUAACCAUAAAUGGAAACAGAAUUAUCAUUUGGUUACAAGAGACUUAAUCCAAAAGUCAAGAUAACAUAAAUCCUAAAGAUACAUCACCAAAAUAUUAUCCUAUCCGAAUUCUCUAAAUGCUCAUUCAAAAAAAUCCAGA
Molecule: messenger RNA, 983 nt
Organism: Arabidopsis lyrata subsp. lyrata
Lineage: Eukaryota; Viridiplantae; Streptophyta; Magnoliopsida; Brassicales; Brassicaceae
Exons: 2
Coding region: 325-741 (138 amino acids)
Molecular function (GO): zinc ion binding
Source: RefSeq, a predicted model, not a curated record